AUGGGACGUGUGGCGAGAGAGUGUGACAAGCCUCAUCUGUCUGAGUCUCAGGCCGACUGUAGGAUUGAAAAAGUCUCACUUGUUGAUGACACUCGUCUCUUUCACAGCCUGAGCUGGUGUCAGCUGUCAGAGAGAAGUGGUUCCCUUCUGUCCUCAGUCCUCAGCUCUCCGUCCUCUCGUCUGACACAACUGGACCUCAGCUACAACGAGAACCUGGAGGAUCCAGGAGUGGAACUGCUGUCUGCUGGACUGAAGAGUCCACACUGUCACCUGGAGACUCUCAGUCUGUCAGGGUGUAGGAUCUCAGAGAGAGGCUGUGCUUCUCUGGCCUCAGCUCUGACAUCUAACCCCUCCCAUCUGAGAGAGCUGGACCUGAGCUUCAACCAUCCAGGAGGAUCAGGACUGGAGCUGCUGUCUGCUGGACUGGAGAGUCCAGACUGGAGGCUGGAGACUCUCAGGCUGGAUCACUGUGGACCACAGAGGUUAACACCUGGACUGAAGAGAUAUUUCCGACCACUCUCACUGGACCCAGACACAGCUCACCGGCGCCUCCUACUGUCCAACAACAACAACAUGGUGGAGCUAGUGACGGAGGAUCAGGAGUAUCUGGACCAUCCCGACAGGUUUGAGCGGUGUCCUCAGGUGAUGAGCAGAGACGCUGUGACUGGUGUCUGUUACUGGGAGGUGGAGUGGAGAGGAAGAGUUUCUGUGGCCGUGACUCUCAGGAGAGACGGAGGGAAAGAAGACGAGUCUGAGUUUGGACAGAACCGUUAUUCCUGGAGUCUGAGCUGCUCUGAUGAUGCUGGAUAUAAAGUCUGUCACAAUAAGACAGAAACUGUCAUCCAGAGCUCAGAAGUCUCUCACAGAGUUGGAGUGUUGCUGAACGCACCUGCUGGAUUUCUUCACUUCUACAGAGUCUCCUCUGGAGUCUGGACCCGCCUCUGCUUCUUCUUCACCUCCACUGAACCUCUCUACCUGGGAUUUGGACUCAGAGAGGCUCCUGGUUCUGGUUCCUCAGUGUGUGUGUGUGACCUGAGUGUGUGAGCGUGUUCCUUCAACAAACUGGUGUUGCUGGUUCAAAUCCCCAUCCAAAAUGCUGACAGUGAGGGAUGAAAUCAAACAUUUCCCACCACUGUAAAUGAAUAGAAAAUAUUGAUUCCCCUCUGGAUCUUUGACCUUUACCACCAAGCCCUAACGUCAUACUGCUGCAAUUUAUUUGAGCUUCUCCAACCCCUGUUCCAACAUUACAGCCACACGAGUCACUAAUUUCACCACCUGGGUUUGAUAUCGCAUCUUUAUUCACAGACUCCCCAGUGCUCUCCGCUCUCCAAUGGAUCAGCAACAACACAGACCGGAAAUAAACUUUGCAUUUUGUGCACAGAUCUUUCCUGACAACUUAAAUAAUGCUAACAUGUAAAGUCAUUUUAUUGGUUUCAAUUCGCCUGAAACAGUUUAGUGAAUGUGCCUAUAUUUUUGUGGAAAUAAAUGAAACUUUUUCACCGUGCAUGUGCACGCAUGCAACAGGCGACUACGAUGGUGAAUACCUGGAGGGGCCUGUCCUCACG
This is a messenger RNA of Synchiropus splendidus (mandarinfish), 1565 nucleotides long. RefSeq lists its product as uncharacterized. The record is from RefSeq and is a predicted model, not a curated record. Lineage: Eukaryota; Metazoa; Chordata; Actinopteri; Syngnathiformes; Callionymidae. The coding region runs from base 1 to 1044 and encodes 347 amino acids. Gene Ontology annotation, molecular function: protein binding. The transcript has 5 exons.